Molecule: messenger RNA, 1345 nt
Organism: Telopea speciosissima
Lineage: Eukaryota; Viridiplantae; Streptophyta; Magnoliopsida; Proteales; Proteaceae
Product: glycosyltransferase BC10-like
Exons: 2
Coding region: 1-1266 (421 amino acids)
Cellular component (GO): membrane
Molecular function (GO): glycosyltransferase activity
Source: RefSeq, a predicted model, not a curated record
AUGAAACAACAAGAACAGAGACCGUCAGUCUCCAUAGCGAAGAUCUUCAAAGACCAAUUACGUAUGGGUAGCCUCCUCUCUAAUUUCCUCUUCCUUGGGUUUGGUGUUGCCCUCGGAAUCAUUGUUAGUUCCUUUCUCAUGAAUAAUAUGCCAAUCAGUUCAGUAGCUACCCAAUUCUCUGACUCUCCAUUACCAACAACAUUUCCGGUCACCAACAUUUCUGAAGCUUCAAUAAGCCCUCCGGCACCACCGGUAAGUAUUCCACCACCGGCACCAUCACCAUCACUAUUGCCAUCCAGUGACGAGAAUAGUACUACCAAAGAACUUUUUGGAUUGAAGGACUUCUUGAAGGUACCUGAUGAUGCUAUGCACAAUAUGACCGAGGAGGAAUUGUUGUGGAGAGCAUCGAUGGUUCCUCGGAUUGAUGAGUUCCCUUACAAGCUCAUCCCUAAGGUUGCUUUCAUGUUCUUGACAAGAGGACCAUUGCCAUUUGCUCCUCUUUGGGAGAAAUUCUUUAAAGGAUUUGAAGGGCUCUACUCCAUUUACGUGCACUCUGAUCCAUCCUUCAAUGAGUCUGAUCCUCAAGGUUCGGUGUUCUACGGUCGAAGGAUUCCCAGUAAGGAAGUACAAUGGGGAGAAUUUAGCUUGAUCGAAGGAGAAAGAAGACUACUAGCAAAUGCUCUACUAGACUUUUCCAACCAAAGAUUCGUUCUCUUAUCAGAAUCAUGCAUUCCUAUCUUCAACUUCACAACCAUCUACUCUUACCUCACUAAUUCUACAGAAACUUUUGUAGAAGUUUACGAUGACCCAAGCCCUGUAGGGCGUGGGCGUUACAAUCCUCAAAUGAGCCCAGUUAUUGAACUCGAACAAUGGCGAAAAGGGUCACAAUGGUUCGAGAUGGAUCGACAGAUGGCAAUCGAGAUAAUCUCUGAUCGUAUCUUUUAUCCUGUUUAUGAGAAAUUUUGCAAUGGUCCUUGUUAUGCAGAUGAACACUAUAUUCCUACUGUUGUGAAUCUCUUGUUUCCAAAGACGAAUUCAAACAGAACUUUGACAUGGGUUGAUUGGUCAAAAGGAGGACCACACCCUUUCAUGUUUAUGAGAACGGAUGUGACUUUUGAGUUAUUAGAGACUUUAAGGAGUGGGAGCAACUGUGAGUACAAUGGCAAUACCACCACUACCUGUCAUUUGUUUGCAAGAAAAUUCCAUCCUAACACUUUGGAUAGGUUGUUAAGGUUUGCUCCCAAGGUUUUGGGUUUCCAUCAAUAACUAGGAAUGGUGUACAUAAAAUUUAUUUUUUGAUCAUUUAUUUAUUUGUAGGUUCUGUAAUACAUUUUAGUUACAGGCU